Messenger RNA from Gossypium raimondii (Peruvian cotton), 2032 nucleotides. RefSeq names its product proton pump-interactor BIP131. NCBI's taxonomy places the organism in Eukaryota, Viridiplantae, Streptophyta, Magnoliopsida, Malvales, Malvaceae. The transcript has 5 exons. The record is from RefSeq and is a predicted model, not a curated record. Bases 1417 to 1857 code for a protein of 146 amino acids.
AAUUUGGAUAAGAUACCAUAAAUUAUUGUGGUGGGAUUUUGUGGACAGUUGAAAUGGAGAGACACACACUCGCAGCUUUAUCGUCUAAGCAACAGAAAACUAAGCAUUUUUUAUGGAUUGAAUUUGAAAAAAGAUUUGUUGCAUCAAUUGCAACUUGUUUUGGAUAAGCUUAAUUUAGCUUACAAGAUUCCUCUUAAGCACAAAGGGGGACCAAAUCAUACUCAAGGAUUUCAAAGGUGGAUUUCCCAUGGAAGUAAUAAUUUGGUCAUAGAAAGGAAGUUCAUUAAAGAGAUGGGUAGAAGGCAACCUAGACUCAAUCAUCUUGAUCUAAGCACUACAUCAUUACUACAAAACUUUAUUGGUUGUUUUAAUUGGGGAAAUAGAGAUAAAUCCAGCUAUAUCCAUAUGCUUGAAGAGCUUAAACAAAUUGAAGAGAAAAAAGAGAAAGCUUUGGCUGAUUUUGCCCAAAAUCCCAACAUUUUCAAUUCCUCAACUCCAAGAAAUGCCAUAGAGGAGCAAAUCAAAGUAAAUUCCCUAUACUUAAUCCUAUGUUUUCAUUUUAUCUACAUAUCUCUGAAAUAUUCGUUAUAAAGAUUUUAAUCGAAUAAUCAAAGUGUUAUCCGUUAGGAGUUGACGAACCUUUCAAUGAGUUGUAUUGUCCCUGAUAGGAGUUUUGCCUGGCUCUAUGGAGAGCUUGAGUGAAGCUGCUUAAAGAGGCGGUAGGUUCAAUAAAAAAAGAGCACCUGAUCAGACACGAUCACCUACCAAGUAAAUAUAAACAUUUACGCUUGGUAGUUGGCCGUGCGUCACUCAUAGUUCAAGAGAUGCUCCUAUUCCGUUGAACCCCCCUCAGGCUCUUUGUAAAGUUGGGAGACAAAAUCCCGAUCAGGAACAAUAAUGACCCGUUGAGGGGUCCAACAUCUCUUGACAAACAACACUUCGAAAAUUACUCCGGAAAGAGUCGGCCUCCCCUUAACAAUUUUUGUUAACAACCAAAUUCAAAUUGUCUACUCAAUAGGCGCGUAGGUGUUAACAAUUUCAUCCACGUGCUUCAAACAUGCUCUAUGUCAUAUUUAAGCUAGGGGCAGAGCUACAAUUUUACUUAGGGUGCAAAAUUGAAUGAUAAUUUUUAGGAGCCAAAGUGUAAUUUUACCAUUAACUUGUAAUUUCAUAAAUUCUAAAAGGGCUAAAGGAGAAAAUUGACCAUGUUGAGAGGCAAGGCCACUGCCUAUCCCCUUACCUCCGCCCUUGCAUUUAACACUCAAGCUACUGGUUAAGCUUUAGAGAAGAACACAAUUGAUACGAUAAUGAUACUUUGAAAAUUAGGAUAAAAUAUUUUGAAAUCUGAAACCAUUUCAAAAUUCAAGACGUCCGGUGAAAUUAACUAUAUAUAUAUAUAUAUAUAUAUAUAUUCACAUGCGUAGAUCGUUAAGAAAAAUAUCACUAGAACUAAGAAUCGAGCAACAUGAAGUGAAAUCAACCAUUGAAGGUUUGGAGAAAGAACUUAUUCCUAUGAAAGAAGAGGUGUUUGUUUACUAUGAUCAACGACGAGAGAUGUUGAAGCAAAAAGAAGCAGCCCAAUAUUGCAUUUCGAAACUGAGGCAAACCUUUGUUGAAAUGAAUGGUAUGUAUGAUGAAUACGUUUCACUGUUGAGCAAUGCCAAAGAGCUUGCUAGGAACAAAGAUGUCGCAGCAUUAUGGAAACUCUCGCAUCAACAGGUUGAAGAAUUCAUGUCGGAAUGGAAUCAUCCGUAUGUUAAAACUUUCAGAACCAAUUACAAGUUUAGCAUUUUGCCUUCGUUGAGUGAUCGCUGGUUGAGUAGAGAUGGACGGAUCGGAUUCGGAGAUGACGACUGAGAAACACUUCGGUAUAUAGAAGACAUAUGUAGCAUAAAUUAGUUCGACUUCGAGUGGAUAUCUAUAUCGAACAUAGGUGACAAAUACAUAUUUAAAAAUAUAGGUCCAACUAUGAACAUAGUUAAAUAUUUUUUUAUGUUAAAUUCAAGUUCAUAACAAAUUCGUUUUCUUGUUA